Corticium candelabrum is the source of this 3939-nucleotide messenger RNA. RefSeq lists its product as uncharacterized. The record is from RefSeq and is a predicted model, not a curated record. Gene Ontology annotation, molecular function: nucleic acid binding; zinc ion binding; aspartic-type endopeptidase activity. The transcript has a single exon. Lineage: Eukaryota; Metazoa; Porifera; Homoscleromorpha; Homosclerophorida; Plakinidae. Gene Ontology annotation, biological process: DNA integration; proteolysis. Bases 1 to 3939 code for a protein of 1312 amino acids.
AUGGCAGCCUUUCAGAUCGCACCGCCAGAGACGUUCGAUUGUGUCAGCCCUGAUACGUGGCCAGUAUGGAUCCGCCGCUUCGAACGAUUCCGUACAGCUUCCGGAUUAGAGGAGAAAGACGGAAAGAUUCAAAUUAGCACACUGGUCUAUGCAAUGGGAUCGAAAGCUGAAGAAAUAUUGAGUUCAUUCACCCUCACGGAGGAGCAGGCGAAAAGCUAUAAUGAGGUGAGAAGCAAAUUCGAUACACACUUUGUAGCGCGACGCAACGUGAUAUUCGAACGUGCAAAGUUUAAUCAACGCGUACAAGAACCAGAGGAGUCGGUUGAUUCUUUUGUCACUGCGCUGUACAGCCUGUCGGAACACUGCAUGUUUGGUGACCUCCACGAUGAGCUCAUCAGAGACCGCAUUGUAGUAGGUUUGCGUGAUGCGAGUUUGUCGGAGACAUUGCAGUUGGAUUCUGAAUUAACUUUGGAGAAAGCCAUUUCGAAGGCUAGACAAAAGGAGACAGUCAAACAACAGCAAGUGGUAAUCAGGAAAGAUGACACGCAUUCCACACCUGCAGUCGUGGAGGCGGUUCGUGGACGACGUCCUGUGGCGCAAACCAGACAAAGGAAGACUGCCUGCGUACACAAGGAGAAGAGUUCAUCGUCGGGUGGCAGACCGAUGGCAAGAGAUUCCUGCACUAGAUGCGGACAUAAACCGUCACAUGGCAGAGCUGCGUGCCCAGCAGUAACGGCGAAAUGCCAUAAGUGCGAACGCGUAGGUCAUUACGCACGCAUGUGUAAAUCCAAACAAAAGAUCGAAAUCGUUUCGGAUGCUAGCUUUGAGUCGGACGAUUCCCACGGUUAUCUAUGCUUGGGUGUUAGAUCUAUCGAAACUGUAACAGGUGCUUGGAUGACCAACGCUAAGGUGAACGGGAGAGAGUUGAGGUUCAAGAUCGACACUGGUGCAGAUGUUACAGUGAUACCAGAAAAGGUGUACAAAACAACCUUCAGCAACGCUAAACUUCAACCCGUUACCAGACAUUCACUACGUGGCCCAGGAGGACAUGCAUUGGAUGUGCGUGGGAAGUUUGUUGCCAAACUCCAGGUCAAAGCGUUGACCGCACAGCAAGAAAUAUUUGUGGUGAGCGGAAUGACAAGAUGUCUACUUGGCAGACCAGCCAUUGAAGCUCUGCAAGUAAUCAAACGCUGUGAGAUAGUACAAAAAGAUGCAUGUAAUUUGGUCAAGGUGGCUGAUGUGCAAGCUGAAUUCCCAAAUUUGUUUAAGGGCCUUGGAAGGAUGAAAGAAGAGUACACCAUCUGUCUGAAAUCAGAUACAAAGCCUUUUGCCCUGUCCACUCCCAGACGAAUACCUAUCCCCUUGAUGAAGAAAGUGGAGGAUGAACUGCUAAAAAUGCAAGUGGAGGGAGUAAUUUCGAAAGUAGAUCAACCCACUGAUUGGUGCUCAGGAAUGGUCAUUGUUCCUAAGCCUAAUGGUCGUGUGAGAGUUUGUGUUGAUAUGUCCAAACUCAAUGAGAGCGUAAAAAGAGAGAGAAUGAUAUUACCUUCAGUAGAACACACUCUAGCUCAAUUACAAGGCGCUCGUGUUUUCAGUAAGAUCGAUGCGAAUAGUGGCUUUUGGCAGAUACCGCUGUCAAACGAGUCUGCCUUACUCACGACGUUUAUAACGCCAUUUGGUAGAUUUUGCUACAACAGAUUGCCAUUUGGUAUAACCUCGGCACCGGAGUUAUUCCAGAAAAGAAUGUCUGAGACACUCAACGGUGUGCCGGGAACUCUGUGCUUGAUGGAUGAUAUUCUGGUCUAUGGGAAGACACAAGCAGAACAUGAUCAACAUCUUCGGAAAGUCCUAGAGAGAGUGCAACAAGCCGGUCUUACACUUAACCAAGAGAAGUGUGUAAUUUCAACAAACACAGUGAAAUUCUUAGGUCAUGUCGUCGAUCACACAGGAAUAAGAAGUGAUCCAGACAAAAUUAAAGCAAUUAAGGAGAUGACAGAGCCGUCAACUCCUACAGAAGUGAGGAGAUUCUUAGGCAUGGUAAACCAACUGGGAAAGUUUCUCCCAAGACUAGCUGAGAAAACAGAGCCAUUGAGAGCCUUGAUUACCUCCAAGUCAGAGUGGAUGUGGGGAGACAGUCAACGGUGUGCCUUUGAAACAAUCAAAGAAGAUCUGUCUCAACCACCAGUGUUAGCUUUAUAUUCUCCAACCAGACCAACAGCUGUGUCAGCAGAUGCGUCAGCAUAUGGUUUAGGAGCAGUUAUUCGACAGAAGCAAGACAAUGGAGAAUGGAAACCUAUUGCAUACGCAUCAAGGUCACUUACCAGUGCAGAAGCUAGAUAUGCGCAGAUAGAGAAGGAGGCACUUUCUAUCACAUGGGCAUGUGAUCGAUUCCGUGACUACUUACUGGGAAUGGCAUUUCACGUGGAAACGGAUCAUAAACCUUUAGUGUCUUUGCUGAGUUCAAACAGACGUUUAGAAGAACUACCUUUACGAGUUCAGCGAUUCAGAUUACGACUGAUGCAGUAUCAGUUCACUAUUUCUCAUGUCCCAGGUCGUAACCUUCAUACUCCAGAUACCUUAUCGAGGAGUCCACUCCAGGAAAAUAGAGCCAGUUCAAAAAGCCAGGAAGUAGCAAUCGCAUCUGACGAGUAUGUUGAUCACAUACUGGAUUCUCUACCGGUGCAAACAGAAACUUUGGCCAAAAUAAGAGAGCAACAAGAUGCAGAUGAAACAAGCUACCAGCUGAAGCAAUUCUGCAGGAAAGGAUGGCCGCCCAAACAUAAGCUCAAAGGAGAUAUCAAGAAAUUCUGGGCAGUUUCAUCAGAAUUGUCUGUGGAAGAAGGCCUAUUACUACGUGGUAGCCGACUGGUUAUCCCUACCUCAAUGCAAGCUGAGAUUCUGCAUAAGCUACAUUUGGGACACCUUGGCAUUACCAAAUGUAGAGAGAGAGCACGUUCAGCAGUGUGGUGGCCAGGAAUUACAUCACAAUUACAAGAUAAGAUUGAACAUUGUUCAAUAUGUAGCAAACAACGGCCAAUACCAGUCGAACCCUUAUUCCCAACGGUUUUCCCUAGUCGACCGUGGCAAACAUUGGGCACUGAUUUGUUUGAAUGGGGAGGGAGGUCGUUUCUGCUAGUCGUGGAUUAUUAUUCGAGAUAUCCCGAAGUCGUUUCCCUGACAAACACAUCUUCCAAAGAAGUAAUAUACAAGAUGAAAGCCAUAUUUGCUCGACAUGGCAUACCAGAUGAGGUCAGAUCGGAUAAUGGUCCUCAGUACGCCUCCGAGAUAUUCGCAAAGUUUGCAAAAGAGUACGACUUUGUGCACACAACGAGUAGUCCGAGAUAUCCCCAAUCGAAUGGAGAAGCCGAGCGAAUGGUACAGACUAUGAAGAAACUACUAACGAAGAGUGAUGAUCCCUACCAGGGAUUGUUGUCUUAUCGUUCAGCCCCUCUGUCAAAUGGAUAUUCUCCGGCAGAACUACUAAUGGGUAGACAACUGAGAGGUUUUGUCCCAACCACGCCAGCUACCCUUUUACCGAAACAUGUCCCCUACAGAGACAUACGGGUCAAAGAACAAAUUCAGAGACAGACCACAAAAGAGAGAUUUGACAAACAACAUAGAGCCAAGGAACUACCACCAUUAUCUAGUGGAGAAGGAGUGUGGAUUCCUGACAGAAAGGAAAGAGGGUCUAUUUUACAACAGUCUAAAACACCAAGGUCUUAUACCAUCUCAACACCAUCCGGAGAAUUUCGAAGGAACAGAAGACACAUAGUUAGAGAUCAUCAACGAAAAGAACCGGUACCAGAAGACAAGAAGACUGAAAUGAAGAAAGAAGAACCAACAGAAAGUACGGUGCAACAUCCACCUUCAGUACAACCUGAUCUAACAACAACAAGAAGUGGUAGAGCUGUCAAGCCACCGCAGAAACUAGACUUAUAG